GUUUAAGCCAUUAGUUUAUACGUCCGUGUCGUAAAACCAUUGAAUCUCAAAAGCAUCGAAACAAAAACCAAACAAUUCCAGCCUAGUAGAAGUCUAGUAAACCCACCAAAGCACUUGGUUUUGUCUUCAUUUCUUGCUUAAACCGCCUAUGGUUUUCCACCUUUCCCCACCAUUUAAAACCACCCAACAUUACAUUUCAACACCCAAAACUGAAAAAGAAGGAACCUGUAGGAAAUAUCAUUACCCUUUGUGACAAUGAGUGGAGUUACAGGGAAAGCAUGGGUUGUGGCAGCUACAAUUGGAGCGGUGGAGGCAUUGAAAGACCAAGGAAUAUGUAGAUGGAAUUAUACUAUAACAUCGCUUGUUCAACAUGCCAAUAACAAUAUCAGAUCUUUGACUCAGGCCAAGAUGACUUCUUCUUAUUCUUCUUCUUCUUCUUCUUCUUCUUCAGCUGCUGCUGGUGCUGCUGCUGUUUCAAAUAAGCUGAGAGAGGAAAAGAGGAGAAAAGCUGAGGAGAAUAUGAGGAAAGUCAUAGAUCUGAACUGUUGGGGUCCAACUACUGUUAGAUUUUAAUGUUAUGAUCAUAUAUAUAGAAAGUUUUGUUGGAGAUCAAAAAGAGGGAUGAUAUAUAUGGAUAGAUGCUAAUGAGCCUUUUGCUUUUUCUUAUUGCAAGAUUUGGCUCUAUGUAAUUGAUUGGGGAUCAAGUCAUGAAAUAUGAAAUUUUCAAUCUAGAUUUUGGAUUCCAAUCAUUUCCUUUUUUUUUUUUUUUCUGAUUUUUCUAAUCAAUUGAUUGGAUUCUAUACAAAUUGAGAGCAACUCUCAAAUUUCCAAAAAUCAAAUUCAAAGUCUCUCCUCAAUACAUCUUUCAACAUGUUUGAUUUGAUUAUAUAGUUGUUGAUACAUUCAUGAUUUAUAAAAUGUGAAUCUGUUAUAUCUAUAAAAAAAAAGAAAUUAAAGAAGGUGUGAAUUUAUAUAGUUCCUGAGGAUAUAUGCAUAGUUAGAACCGAGGAACAUAGAAUUAAACAAAUAGGUAUUAAAAUUGAGUCUGAAAUUUCAAGAUUCCAAAUCCUUUUGUUUGUCAUUAAGAUAAGAUUUUAUUGGCAAUUUUGAACAACUUCAAUGCUUUACUUAUUCUAUUAAUGUUAGCUUAAAAUUUUGAUUAAAGAGAUGAAAAUUUGAAAUUAAAGCCAAAAUAACAAUCUGUGUAAAGUAAAUUUCUAGAAAUUUCACUUUGACAUUUCCCUUUUAAUUACUAUCGAAAGAUUCUUCAAUCAAAGCGUAUCGACAAAUCCAUCAAAUGAGUUGGAAAGGCAUUUUUUGGUAUUUAAAAUACUAGGGGUUUCUACUUUCGGCUAUGCCUACAGUUUUUCAUUUCUUUGCU
This is a messenger RNA of Durio zibethinus, 1381 nucleotides long. RefSeq lists its product as uncharacterized. The record is from RefSeq and is a predicted model, not a curated record. Lineage: Eukaryota; Viridiplantae; Streptophyta; Magnoliopsida; Malvales; Malvaceae.